Molecule: messenger RNA, 1308 nt
Organism: Pichia kudriavzevii
Lineage: Eukaryota; Fungi; Ascomycota; Pichiomycetes; Pichiales; Pichiaceae
Exons: 1
Coding region: 1-1308 (435 amino acids)
Biological process (GO): regulation of transcription by RNA polymerase II; chromatin remodeling
Cellular component (GO): nucleus; SAGA-type complex
Molecular function (GO): transcription coactivator activity; chromatin binding; protein binding
Source: RefSeq, a predicted model, not a curated record
AUGGGUAAAUUUCAUUGUGAUGUUUGUUCGUCGGAUUGUACCAGGCGUAUACGUAUCAGUUGUGCCGAAUGCACCGAUUACGAUUUGUGUGUUCCAUGUUUUUCAUCGGGGAAAUCAUCGGGCCAGCAUAAGCCAUGGCACGAUUAUAGGGUUAUUGAACAACAUCAAUAUCCAAUUUUUGAUGAAGAUUGGGGAGCAGAUGAGGAGUUGUUAUUAAUUGAAGGAUGUGAGACUUUAGGACUGGGUAAUUGGCAAGAUAUUGCUGACUUUAUCGAAGGUAGAUCUAAGGAUGAAGUUGGGAAGCACUAUGAAGAAAUUUAUCUAAAUUCUCCAUAUUAUCCGAUACCUGACCUGAAUAAGAAAUUCCCGGACGUAACCGUUUCCCAAUUUCUAGGUAAUAGAAAGAGACGUUUUGAAGAUCGUAAAAAACUUGAGCUACCUCCUCCAAAAAAGUUGCUAACUUCUCAACCUUUGUGUUCUCAUAUCCAGCGUUAUAUGCCUGGUAGGUUGGAAUUUGAAGAAGAAGCCGAAGAUGAAGCUGAGAAAGUUGUGCAAGACAUGGUUUUCGAGCCAGAUGAAAGUGAAGAGGACAUUCAAUUGAAAUUGCUAAUCCUGCAUAUCUAUAAUGAAAAGCUAACUUUAAGAGCAGAGAGAAAGAGAUUGAUGAUCAACGACAAUUUGUUGGAUUACAAGACCAAUAACGCCAUUGACAAGAAACGUUCAAAAGAGGAAAAGGAGUUGUAUAAUAAAAUAAAACCAUUUGCUAGGAUCAUGAGUAGCAACGAUUUUCAGGAAUUCUCAGAUGACAUUUUGAAAGAAUUCAAAAUUCGGAAUAGAAUCAAUCAAUUACAAAAUUGGAGGAAGAAUGGUAUUUUAACAUUAGAAGAAGGUGAACAAUAUGAAAGAGAGAAAGUCUCAAGAAUUUCAAAGCUAGGUGGUGUUUCUUCUUCUGGUGCAAUUACUAAGGAAAGACAUACAUUAAAUUCUGUUAGAUCAACCUCAAGAAUAUCAAGUCCGUCUGAUAUUAAAAUGAGGAAAAUUAAAGGUUCAAACAAUGAUCCUUUGGAUAUUUCAGAUGCUCCGGAUUUUCAUUUAUUAUCAGACGCUGAAAAAUCAUUGUGCGAAGAGCUUCGAAUAUAUCCAAAGCCAUUUAUUUGUAUUAAGGAAUUGAUAUUCACUGAGAUCUUGAAGAAUAAUGGCAGGCUGAACAUUGAAAAAUGUAAUUCAUUAAUCAAGUUGGAAGAAAAGAAGGCAUCCAAAAUCUACGAUUAUUUCGUCAAGCAAAACUGGUGUCAACUCUCCAAUUGA